AUGUCUAAAUCAGAUACCGAGCAAGAUAAUGAGGAUGUUGUUAUGGAACCAGAAUUGAGAAUGGUUCCAAAUUAUGAUGUAUCCGAUAAAUCUUUUUUGUUAACUCAUUCUUCUUCCCCUGAAGAGGCUCAACAAGCUAAAGAUUUUAUAUUGGAACAAAUUGAAAAAGAUGAAAUGGCUCCAUAUUAUAAAUAUUUGACCACCAAAUAUUUACCUGAACAAGCUGAACAACAGGAUAAUACAAAUAAUAAUAAUAAUAAUAGUAAUAAUAAAAGUGAACAAAUAAUAACGUUUGAUUCCGCAUAUUAUGAGAAAUUAGUAAACAAGAAUAACGAAAACAUUAAAAUUUUAAAGGAUAAAUUAGAUGUCUUAAAAACUAAUGACGAAGGACCACUUGAAAUUGCUAAUGCAUGGAUUGAAUUAGGACAAUAUUUUGUUCAAAUUGCAGAUUUUGAAAAUGCUGAAAAGAUUUUACUUGGUGAUGCAUUAAGUUUUGCAAUUUCUAUUGGUGCAAAGAUUGAUAUCUAUUUUAUGAUGUUAAGACUAGCAUUUUUUUACAAUGAUUUUCCUUAUAUUAAAGAAAAAUUAGAUACAGUUAACUCUUUGAUUGAAAAGGGUGGUGAUUGGGAAAGAAGAAAUAGAUUCAAAACAUAUCUUGGUAUCUAUUCUUUGGCUAUUAGAGAUUUUACAAAAGCUGCAGAAUUAUUAGUAGAUUCUCUGGCUACAUUCACUUCAAUUGAAUUAACCUCUUAUGAAAAUAUUGCGAUGUAUGCAUCAGUCGCAGGUUUAUUUGCCUUGGAGAGAACUGAUUUAAAAUUAAAAAUUAUAGAUUCACCAGAAUUAUUGUCUUUAAUAACCUCUACGCCAGCAUUACAAUCUAUUUCAUCUCUUACAAUUGCUCUUUACACAUCUGAUUACCCAAGUUUUUUCCCAUUCUUACUGGAGACACAUGAUAACGUACUCAUUCCAUGCAAAUACUUAAACAAACAUGCUGAUUAUUUUGUAAGAGAAAUGAGAAGAAAAGUUUAUGCUCAAUUAUUGGAUUCCUAUAAGACACUUUCUUUGAAGUCAAUGGCUCAUUCAUUUGGUGUAUCCGUUGAAUUCUUAGAUAAUGAUCUUGGUAAAUUUAUUCCAAAUAAACAAUUGAAUUGUGUAAUAGAUAGAGUAAAUGGUAUUGUAGAAACAAAGAGACCAGAUAAUAAGAAUGGUCAAUAUCAUCAAUUGAUAAGACAAGGUGAUGGUCUAUUAACAAAAUUACAAAAAUAUGGUGCAGCUGUGAAAUUGACAGGUUCAGAUUAUGUUGGUUAA
This is a messenger RNA of Maudiozyma saulgeensis, 1308 nucleotides long. The record is from the annotation of a GenBank genome assembly. Lineage: Eukaryota; Fungi; Ascomycota; Saccharomycetes; Saccharomycetales; Saccharomycetaceae.